CGUAGAAGCUGUUGCUUAAGGUAACUUGCUUGAUUUCUAACUUCACUUCUUUCAAUUCAAGUUGUCUUUGAAUUUCCAACAAGACAAUCAACUUCCAUUUCCAAGGAUCAUUUUUGCAAUCCACAAUGAAUACUCUCAGGUCCCUGAGGCCGAUUGCCUCUAGAUUCUCGAAGCAAUCUACCCUCCCCGCUAUCACCAGAAGCUUCUCCGCAUCGCCAGCUAAAUCAUACGAAUUCAUCGAGACUGCCGAACCACGACCAGGAGUCGGGCAAAUAACGCUCAACCGCCCCAAGGCCCUCAACGCGCUCUCCACCCCCCUCAUCACCGAACUGAAUCAAGCUCUGGCCGCAUAUGAUGCCGCCCCCGAAAUCCGAGCCAUCGUCCUCACCGGCUCGCAAAAGGCCUUUGCAGCAGGCGCAGACAUCAAGGAAAUGGCCCCUUUGACCUUCAGCAAAGCCUACACAACCUCCUUCAUCGAAUCAUGGUCCGCCUUCACCACCUCCGUCAAGAAGCCCAUCAUCGCCGCCGUAUCAGGCCAUGCCUUAGGCGGCGGUUGCGAGCUCGCCCUGAUGUGCGAUAUUCUAUACUGCACCGAGAACGCAAAUUUCGGCCAGCCGGAAAUCAAAUUGGGCACAAUUCCAGGUGCCGGUGGGAGCCAGAGAUUGACGAGAGCUAUUGGGAAGUCCCGGGCAAUGGAGUUGAUUUUGACGGGGAAGAAUUUCAGUGGAAAGGAGGCAGUAGAGUGGGGUGUUGCUGCGAGGGCUUUUGGUAGUUGGGAGGAGUUGAUUGAGGGUAGUUUGAAAACUGCUGAGGCUAUUGCAGCGCACAGUAAGGUAGCUGUCAUGGCGGCGAAGGAGGUCGUAAACAAGAGUCAGGAUUUGCCGCUUAGGGAUGGAGUAGAAUAUGAGAGGAGAGUCUUCCAUAGCUUGUUUGGAAGUGAGGAUCAGAAGAUAGGCAUGAAGGCAUUUGCGGAGAAGAAAAAGGCAGAAUGGACCGAUAAAUGA
Messenger RNA from Amorphotheca resinae ATCC 22711, 1004 nucleotides. RefSeq lists its product as hypothetical. Lineage: Eukaryota; Fungi; Ascomycota; Leotiomycetes; Helotiales; Amorphothecaceae. Gene Ontology annotation, biological process: fatty acid beta-oxidation. The record is from RefSeq and is a predicted model, not a curated record. The coding region runs from base 126 to 1004 and encodes 292 amino acids. Gene Ontology annotation, cellular component: mitochondrion. The transcript has 2 exons. Gene Ontology annotation, molecular function: enoyl-CoA hydratase activity.